UGAAAGAAGAGAAAGAAGUUCCUGGAAACAGAAGAAUGAGGCGGGACGGCUCGGUUCAAUCUGAGAGAUUCCUCAGAGGCUCAGUGCACUCCCAUCACACACACACACACACACACACACACACACACACACACACACACACACACACACACACACUCUGGCGGUGUUAUCCAGAUUACAUUCACAGCUCGGCGGACUGAAGGAGCCAUUCAUCCUGAUAUGUCACUUUGGGAAAAGUGUUUGUGACAACAACAACAACAACAACAAACAGGUGUGAAGAGUGGAUUAUCGUAGCCUAUUCUGUGCUAAGGUUUUUGUUGUUGUUGUUUUUACAAACUGUACCCACUUGAAUCAUCUUCCUCAUCAGCCGAGAGCUCCUGAUGAAUCAUCUUCAGCCAUGAGUGGAAAAGGUUGUCAGCUCCUGGUGUCUCCUUGCAGCAUGUCCCCAUCACUGAGCAUGACCAGAGGACACCAGGCCCAAUCCAUCAGGAUACCUAUGUCUUCUCCACAAAGGGCCAAUCUUAGUCCCUCUUCAGGCAUGGAGAAAGUGAAAAGAGGAGCCAUCCAUACGUUUUCUUCUGGGAAACAUGGUGGAAGCCAUGUUCUCCUGCCAACACUGAGCCUCCGCAGACAGGUGUUGACAAGUGGGAAACUUUCAACCAUGCCGACCCCGUCUCCUCACCAGCAAGUGCCUAUUCAUCGUCCUUCAACCACAACGGUGACCUUACAGACAAGACUGUGCUCCUCUAACAACAGCUUCAAAGCAGGUUUCUCUGUGUCUGAACCUACCAUGGAAGUACUUGGUCAGCCAGCUGCUGCUAACCUGACCAGUAGUCCCUUGACUGUUGUCACAGGCCAACAGUAUACUGGAGGGCCUGCGCCAUCACAUCCACAUAGUGUGCAGAUUCCCCACACUGAUGCCAGGUCCUUAUUGUCCAGAGAAUCCUUGGCAUCCACCACGCUGAGUCUGUUUGAAACACAGUCAAUAUUUAGUGGCAGACAUGACUGGACAUAUGGCUACCGUGUGCUUCCUCCACUGGGUCUACCGCAGUGCUCCACCCAGGCCAGCGAAGGAGGUGUGCAGCUUAGCCUUUCCCCUGGCACAGCCAUGUCCGGCACGACCAUGUCAGGUGGCACCAGCACCUCUGCUUCCCUUCCCUCAUACCUAUUUGCAGGUGAUGCUGGAAGUCCCAGACAGUCUCGUGCGAAGAAGAGAGCUCUUUCCAUGUCGCCUUUGUCGGAUGUCAUGGGUAUUGAUUUCAACUCCAUCAUACGUACUUCACCUACCUCACUUGUGGCCUACAUAAAUGGUUCACGCAGCUCUCCAUCUUCACACCCGACACUCUCACCUGUCCAGUCUGAAGGUUACGGUCACUUUCUGGGUGUGAGAGGUCGCUGCAUCCCCCAGGUCCAUCCCUACAGUAUGCCAGGCUCUUCGCAGGGUCUGCCCCUGCAGACAGAGUGUGGCCGUCUGCAGAUGCUUGAAGAGGGAGGGGGUCUGGAGAGCCAGAUGGCUAACAUGGUGGUGGAGCAGCAGUGCCUCCCAGAGGAAGGAGGGGCACUGGGGAAGACUUCAGAAAGCUGUAGCCAAACCACCAACAACCUGCUGCCACAUCUACAGUUCCAGCCAGCCCUGUUGACUACUAUCCAAGAAGCUGUUACUCCACAAGGGCCUCCACCACCCUAUCACUCACACCAGCACAUCCACCUCACUAGACGUCACUGCAAAAUAAAGCCCUCUUCUCAGGACCCUCUUGCACAGGAUCCUAUGGUUCCUCCAAAGUAUGGGGUGAGCUUUUUACCCCAGGUCCCAAUGCUGGAGGAAGAAGAAGGAGAGCUUGAGGACUAUGGGGGCCAUUGCUGCAGGUGGUUGAACUGUAGUGCAGUCUAUGAGCAAAAGGAGGAGCUGGUAAAACACAUAGAGAAGCUUCAUGUAGACCAGAGGAAGGCUGAAGAUUUCACAUGCUACUGGGUGGGCUGUCCACGCAACUUCAAGCCCUUCAAUGCCCGAUACAAGCUGCUUAUCCACAUGAGGGUCCAUUCAGGAGAGAAACCCAAUAAGUGCACGUUCGAGGGCUGCAAGAAAGCUUUCUCUCGGCUGGAAAAUCUGAAGAUCCACCUGCGUAGCCACACCGGGGAAAAACCCUAUAUGUGUCAGCACCCAGGAUGUCACAAGGCCUUCAGCAAUUCAAGUGACAGAGCUAAACACCAGCGUACACACCUGGAAACAAAGCCGUACACAUGCCAGGUGCCUGGAUGUGCGAAACGUUAUACUGAUCCCAGCUCCUUGAGGAAACACGUGAAAUCUCACUCUACUAAAGAACGUCAGUUACGGAAGAAGAUGAAAUCCACUGCUGAUGUGACCCAGGACACGCUGACAGACUGUUUAACCAUCCAUCCUUUGCAACCAAACCUUUCUCCUCUGGCAAGGAUAGACAACAACAACUUGAACUCUUCCUCUGGUGCAUCACAUGAGUCAUACUCUGCUGCUUCGCAGGGACAAGACUCCUCCAGCAAUCCUCACCUGGCUCUGCUGCACUCCUUACAAGAUGAUUACAGGUUUGUUGAUCCUUCCCCUCACCAGCUCUUCCCCGGGGACCAGUGUGGGUCUUGCUCUUCCACCUGCCUCCAACAUCCUCCCAAUGGGACGUCUCUGCAGAACAACCUGAAGCACCCCAGUCAGCCUCCUGAUCUAGCAGAGCACAAUCCAGAGCUCUCAGGACAGAUGAAGAUGCUAUAUUGUCCUCCACAAUAUGGUGGGAUCACAGCACACACCAGCGCGAGUCACCUGAUGCAAGAUGAUGCCUUUGGUGACAGCCUCCCUCCAGCAGUCAGUAAUCCCAAUGGGGUGGCCCCCUUACAAACAGCUCUUCCCUGCAUUACAGCUGCAGGAUUUGACAGCCAAGCACAGGCUGCUGCUCCUAAUCAAGAAUUGCAUGGAGGGGAUUUCUUCAGUGUGGUGGACCACUGCGCCAGCCAGGUCUCCUGCAUCUACACAGAGGGAUGAUAUCAACCAAUUGCCAGUUUUGUU
This is a messenger RNA of Larimichthys crocea (large yellow croaker), 3031 nucleotides long. RefSeq names its product GLIS family zinc finger 3 (gene glis3). The record is from RefSeq and is a predicted model, not a curated record. NCBI's taxonomy places the organism in Eukaryota, Metazoa, Chordata, Actinopteri, Sciaenidae. Bases 398 to 3007 code for a protein of 869 amino acids. Gene Ontology annotation, cellular component: nucleus. Gene Ontology annotation, molecular function: RNA polymerase II cis-regulatory region sequence-specific DNA binding; DNA-binding transcription factor activity, RNA polymerase II-specific. Gene Ontology annotation, biological process: regulation of transcription by RNA polymerase II. The transcript has 11 exons.